Molecule: messenger RNA, 1907 nt
Organism: Lucilia cuprina (Australian sheep blowfly)
Lineage: Eukaryota; Metazoa; Arthropoda; Insecta; Diptera; Calliphoridae
Gene: ScpX
Product: sterol carrier protein 2
Exons: 4
Coding region: 155-1777 (540 amino acids)
Molecular function (GO): acyltransferase activity, transferring groups other than amino-acyl groups
Source: RefSeq, a predicted model, not a curated record
UACAUUCUUAUAUACCCAUAGUAAUUAUUAAUGAAAAAUUUUGCAAUUACUCUAAUUCAUUAACUAAAGGGAGUUCCAACAAUUAACAAGGAAUUAACGAAUAUUUUACAAAAAAAAAAACAUUCCAGUUAUAUUAAUUAGAAACAAAUAAAAAAUGGCCAAAACCCGUGUUUAUGUUGUUGGUGUCGGUAUGACCAAGUUUGAAAAACCUGGUCGCCGGCAAGAUGUCUGUUAUCCCGAUAUGGCCAAGGAGGCCAUAACCAAGGCUUUGGCUGAUGCCAAAAUCACCUAUAAUGAAAUUCAACAAGCCACAGUCGGUUAUGUUUAUGGUGAUUCCACCUGUGGACAACGUGCCCUCUACGAAGUAGGCAUGACCGGUAUACCAGUAUACAAUGUCAACAAUAACUGCUCUACCGGUUCCAGUGCAUUAUAUUUGGGUAAACAAAUUAUUGAAUCCGGUAAUGCUGAUUGUGUUUUAGCUUUGGGUUUUGAAAAAAUGGAACGUGGUUCCCUAUCAGCUAAGUAUUUUGAUCGUGCCAAUCCUAUGGAACGUCAUAUUACCGAAAUGGCAGAAUUAACUGAAAUCGGCACUGGUCCAAUGGCUGCUCAAAUUUUCGGUAAUGCUGGCUUAGAGCAUAUGAGAAAAUAUGGCAGUAAACCAGAACAUUUUGGUAAAAUUGCAUGGAAAAAUCAUAAACAUUCUGUAAAUAAUCCCUAUUCGCAAUUCCGCGAUGAAUACACAUUGGAACAAAUUAUGAAAUCACCCACCGUUGUAGAAGGUGUCCUCACUAAAUUACAGUGCUGUCCCACCUCUGAUGGUUCGGGUGCAGCUAUUUUAGCUUCUGAAGCCUUUGUACGCAGACAUGGUUUAGAAUCACAAGCUGUUGAAAUUGUUGGCAUGGAAAUGGCAUCGGAUCCCGAGUCAACCUUUAAGGAUAAGUCUCUUAUGAAAAUUGCCGGUUAUGAUAUGACCAAAUUGGCUGCUUCUCGUCUAUUUGCCAAAUCCGGUUAUAAACCUACUGAUGUACAAGUUGUCGAAUUGCAUGAUUGUUUCUCUGCCAACGAAUUGAUUACAUACGAGGCAUUGGGUUUGUGUCCAGAGGGUGGUGCCGCUGAGCUUAUUGAUCGUGGUGAUAAUACCUAUGGUGGUAAAUAUGUUAUCAAUCCCAGUGGUGGUCUUAUCUCUAAGGGUCAUCCUUUGGGUGCUACUGGUUUGGCUCAGUGCGCUGAAUUAUGCUGGCAAUUGCGAGGCUUGGCUGAGAAACGUCAAGUUAAAGAUGUUAAAUUGGCUUUACAACACAACUUGGGUUUGGGCGGUGCUGUUGUGGUUUCCCUCUAUCGCUUAGGUUUCCCUGCUGCUGCUGGUGUUAAAUACAAUUUAACUUCUGCCACUAAUGUUGAUGGUUUCAAAGUGGCUCCUUUAAUGAAACUCCUAGAAGAAGCCAUGCAAGAAGAUCAAGAUAACCUUAUUGAAAAAGUUCGUGCUAUUUAUGGUUUUAAGGUGACAAAUGGUCCCAAUGGACAAACUGCUUACUGGACUAUUAACGCUAAAGUAGGCAAGGGCAAAAUUACCUUAAAUGGCAAAGAAAAAUGUGAUGUUACUUUCAUUAUCAGCGAUGAAGAUGUCACCGACUUAAUGACUGGCAAACUCCCUCCCCAGAAAGCUUUCUUCCAAGGCAAAAUCAAGAUUCAAGGUAAUAUGGGUGCUGCUAUGAAGUUAAUGGAUCUUCAACGUAAUACCGCUGGUCGCAUUGAAGCUUUGCGUGCCAAGUUGUAAAGUGUUUUUAAAGUUUAUUAUUUUUUGUUUAAUUUGCGGAGGAGGAUGUACAUUUAUAUUUUUUAUAUACGAUAAAUUGUUAAAAUUAUUUUACUUUAUUUUAUGGUAAUAAAAUUUUUUAUAAUUCUAA